AUGGAGGACCGGGUGCAGCAUGUUUUCUGAGCUCCGUCUGCUUGUCCCACUUUUACAAAUACUUUACCUUCCAACUCAAUUCUAUGUGAUCGUAUGAAUCUCUAAUACACCAUACCGACGCUUUAACCAUAAAGUGCUCCGGAAACUGCAGCAUGACGACGGAAAAGAAGCUCUCUUCAGCCCGCAGUAGCUCGGAGAUUGACGAUCACGAUGAUGUUAAGAUGGAGGUCUCUACCGAGAGCUACAGAAGAAAAGACCCUUUCUCAGCAGCGAAGAACCCACCAGCAACUAAAAAGAAGGACACUGGCUCAGAGGAAGAUGUCCAGCAGCUGUUAGUGAGUAAAGAAGAGCUUCCACCUGAGCAGCAGGAGUGGAGCCACAUUCUGGACCAGGAGGACACUAAGCCCCAACACAUUAAAGAAGAACAUGAGGAACUGUGGAGCAGUCAGGAGGAAGAACAGCUUCAAGGACUGGAGGAGGCUGAUACCACCAAGUUCCCCUUCACUCCUGUCUCUGUGAAGAGUGAAGAUGAUGAAGAGAAACCUCAGUCCUCACAGCUUCAUCAGAGACAAACUAAAGAGAUGGAAACAGGAGUUGAUGGAGAGGACUGUGGAGGAGCAGAACCAGAGAGGUACUCAGAUCCAGAGAGAUGUUUACAACCAGAGAUUGAGGUCAAGAUUGAAGACUCUGAUGAACCUGAUACUGAUGACAGUGAUGAUUGGCAAGAGACAAGAGAAGAUCUGUCAGAAUUAAACUUGAAAAAUAAGAAACUGAAGAAUGGUAAGAGACCACAUAGGUGCUCUGAGUGCGGUAAAAGAUUUAACCAAAAAGAGCAUCUGACCACACACAUGAUGAUUCAUACAGAAGAGAAACCCUUCAGCUGCUCUGAGUGUGAGAAAAGAUUCAGCCAAAAAGGGUCUCUGACCAGACACAUGUUAGGUCACACUGGAGAGAAACCCUACACCUGCUCUGAGUGUGGUAAAAGUUUAAGCCAAAGAGGAAGUCUGGCUACACACAUGUUAGUUCACACUGGAGAGAAACCAUUUAGUUGCUCUCAAUGUGGAAAACUAUUUAGAGAAAAGGGGACUUUGAAGAGACACAAAAAAGUUCACACUGGGGAGAAAGCCUUCAGCUGCUCUCAGUGUGAGAAAAGAUUUCACCGAGAAGUGCAUCUGACCACACACAUGUUAGUUCAUACAGGAGAGAAACCCUUCAGUUGCUCUGUUUGCAGUAAAGGUUUUACCCUAAGAAGAAGUCUGACCACACACAUGCUACUUCACACAGAUGAGAAACCCUUCAGUUGCUCUGUUUGCAGUAAAGCAUUUCAACAAAAAGGAGCCCUUACCCAACACAUGUUUGUUCACACAGGAGAGAAACCCUUCAACUGCUCAGAGUGUGGUAAAAGGUUUAGUUCUAAGGGAAAACUGACCAAACACUUGAUAAUUCACACUGGAGAAAAACCAUUCAGCUGCUCUUUUUGCAGUAAAAGUUUUAACCAAAGAGAAAGUCUGGCCACACACAUGUUAGUUCACACAGGAGAGAAACCCUUCAGCUGCUCUGGGUGUGGUAAAAGGUUUAGUUCUAAGGGAGAACUGACCAAACACAUGAUGAUUCACACUGGAGAGAAACCCUUCAGCUGCUCCGUUUGCAGUAAAAGUUUUACCCGAAGAGGAACUCUGGCCACACACAUGUCUGUUCACACUGGAGAGAAACCCUUCAGUUGCUCUAUUUGUAGUAAAAGUUGUACCCAGAGAGGAAGUCUGACCAGACACAUGUUAGUUCAUACAGGAGAGAAAGCCUUCAACUGCUCUGGGUGUGAUACAAGUUUUAGUUCUAAGGGAGAACUGAAAAAACACAUGAUGAUUCACACUGGAGAGAAACCCUUCAGCUGCUCUGAAUGUGGAAAACGAUUUAGAAAAAAGGGGACUCUGAAGAUACACAAUAAAGUUCACACUGGGGAGAAAGACUUCAGCUGCUCUCAGUGUGAAAAAAUAUUUACCCAUAAGACUAGUUUGACAUAUCACAUGGCAAAUCACAGAGGGGAUAAACCCUUCAGCUGCACUGAGUGCAGUAAAAGAUUUACCCGAAAACAGUAUCUGACCUCACACGUUAGUUCACACAGGUGAGAAACCCUUCAGCUGCUCUGAGUGUGGCAAAAGGCUUCGUUCUAAGGGAAAUCUGAACAGACAUAUGUUGAUGCACACUGGAGAGA
This is a messenger RNA of Labrus bergylta (ballan wrasse), 2212 nucleotides long. RefSeq names its product oocyte zinc finger protein XlCOF6-like. Gene Ontology annotation, biological process: regulation of DNA-templated transcription. NCBI's taxonomy places the organism in Eukaryota, Metazoa, Chordata, Actinopteri, Labriformes, Labridae. The record is from RefSeq and is a predicted model, not a curated record. Gene Ontology annotation, molecular function: DNA-binding transcription factor activity, RNA polymerase II-specific; RNA polymerase II cis-regulatory region sequence-specific DNA binding.